This is a messenger RNA of Acanthosepion pharaonis, 501 nucleotides long. NCBI's taxonomy places the organism in Eukaryota, Metazoa, Mollusca, Cephalopoda, Sepiida, Sepiidae. The record is from the annotation of a GenBank genome assembly.
AUGAACUUCUUCGUCAUUCAAGAAUCUCAAACUAUACAUUCUCUUCGAUCAUCUACAAUAAAUCAGUCAGUCGAACGAGCACAGAGAUAUUCUAAUAUAAUCCACGUCACUUGCAACUGCAAUCUUGCCGCGCAAACUAAAUCAUCACUGACUCACUCGCAAGCUCAAAUCAAAGAACACUCUUCUUCUUAUUUCACCGCGGACGGUCCCCGGACGCCGCCAAAUGCUUCUCGUCUAUUUCCGCCGCCCGUCGAACGCGAAACGCUGUUCUUCCUUUCUGACGUAGAAUUUUCCCCAAAUUGGAAAAAUCAGGCGAAUAUAAACAGAAAGAAGUCUGAUUGUCACAAACUCCUCAUCAUUUAUGCUGCCUAUAAGAAUCAACAAUUAAAUAAAUCUAUGUUUUGCCAAUAUCUAUCCACCACAGUCUGUCCAUAUCUCAUUCCGUUCUUAUCUUUUGCAGUCAGUUCAUAUCUAUUACAAUUUUUUCAUAUUUAUCCAUAA